UCGGCCCCUCCCUCCGCUUCCGCUCGGGCCGCCGUCUCCAUGGCCGCCGCGAUGUUCCGCAGCUUGUUGGUCUCGGCGGGCGGCGGCGGAGGGGGGUCCCGGGAGGCCUCCCCGGCCGCCCCGCACCAGCCCGAGGGCACCGCGCUCGAGGCCCAGUUCAGCUGCCCCAUCUGCCUCGAGGUCUACCAGCGCCCCGUCCGCAUCGCCCCCUGCAGGCACACGUUCUGUGGAGAGUGCCUGCAGCCCUGCCUCCAGGUGCCGUCUCCCCUCUGCCCGCUCUGCCGCAUGCCCUUUGACCCCAAGAAGGUGGAGAAGGCCUCCAGCAUGGACAAGCAGCUGUCAUCCUACAAGGCCCCCUGCCGGGGCUGCACCAAGAAGGUGAUGCUGGCAAAAAUGAGGUCGCACGUCACAUCCUGCGCUAAAGUUCAGGAACAGAUGGCCAACUGUCCAAAGUUUGUUCCCGUCGUCCCAACCUCCCAGCCCAUUCCCAGCAAUAUCCCAAACCGAUCCACGUUUGUGUGCCCGUAUUGCGGAGCACGGAACCUGGACCAGCAGGAGCUGGUGAAGCACUGCAUGGAAAACCACCGCAACGACCCCAACAAAGUGGUCUGUCCCGUCUGCUCGGCCAUGCCUUGGGGCGACCCCAGCUACAAAAGCGCCAACUUCCUGCAGCACCUUCUCCACCGGCACAAGUUCUCCUACGACACGUUUGUGGAUUACAGCAUUGACGAAGAAGCGGCUCUACAAGCAGCCCUGGCCCUUUCCCUCUCUGAGAACUGAAUGCAGCUGCCUGGUGACCUCUUGGAAGUUGCGGGGGCCCCUUGCUGCAGGCCCCUCCCUUCCUCCAGCGCUUGUACUUCCCUCGGCCUCGCCCAGUAAGCAGGCCGCCCGCCUGUGUCCUCAACUUCCUUCUUGCCACGCUGGAGUCGAGCGGAACCUUCCUUCGUCUUACAGAGCCGAGAGGGGGACGAUCCCGACACGCUGGCUGGCUGGGCGGGGGAAGCCCAGAGGUCGCCAAGCCACCCGGUUUGUGCCGCAGGGUGGAUGUUCCCCUUCUCCGUGCGGAAGGUGUAUUUUAUUGGGAUGCUUUUAAUAAGACGUUUCACACCAUUGGCCCUUGUUCCAUUUGCGGUUUACAUAGCGACAAUGCAUUUUGUGGGCGGGGGGGGGAUUCUCUGGAUUUCUUUUUUUCUAACUCGACCGCGUGUUCAUCCAUGUGGGGUUUUUUUAACUUUAAAAGAGAAAGAGCAUGGGGCAUUGGACUUUGUGGAAGAAACUCUUGCGUCCUUGGCCUGCUGUUGCUUCCGAGGCGGAGAAGCAGACCGGGAUUGAACUCCUGGGCAGAGAUGCUGAUAAGCAUUCCAGAAAACCCGCAAGCAAGAAGACGACUUCCGUUUUGACUGCAAGCUGUCUUCUCUCCCCCCCCCCCCACCCUGCCCCCUCCCCGCUUUCCCCAACCGGCCUGGCUCAUUUUGUACUGGCUUUUGUGAUACUCUUAGAGGUUCUUGCAUUUUUUUUUUCUACAUCUCUCUCGACGUGACAAUAUCCUUUUCACAUUUUAUAGAGAAAAAAGAAAAACAAAGCAGUUGACUCUUGAUAUUGCAAUAUCUGUGUUUGACUAGGAACAAUAGUAUUUUUAUGGAGCAUUAUUUUUUAAAGUAUAUUUUUUAAAAGAAAAAAAAAAGCAGCCCACCGAAUGGGACGCUGGUUGUGUUUUUAUUGUCCGGGAGUGGGGUGGGGGGGGGGGUUGUUUCCUUUCCCCUUGAGGAAUAAAAAGAAGGUCUUUGCUGAACUUGACCUUCUCUGAAAUUCUUUUUUUCUCUGCGUAAAUAAUCGUUUCUUUUUAGAAGCUAGAGAGAUGCGAGACCAUUUCAGGUGGUCAUGAGCUCUGUUAGAGCCACUGCCGCAAAAGCGUGUUGUCCAGGUAUUACACCACUGGGCCAGUGGCUCUUGAGUAGACUUGACGGGAAUAAAAUCUGUGAAUAAGUUUCA
Molecule: messenger RNA, 1992 nt
Organism: Heteronotia binoei (common prickly gecko)
Lineage: Eukaryota; Metazoa; Chordata; Lepidosauria; Squamata; Gekkonidae
Gene: RNF166
Product: ring finger protein 166
Exons: 6
Coding region: 40-780 (246 amino acids)
Biological process (GO): protein polyubiquitination; ubiquitin-dependent protein catabolic process
Molecular function (GO): ubiquitin protein ligase activity
Source: RefSeq, a predicted model, not a curated record